CGAUAUUAGAGGGAAAAGUAAGGGUAAAACAGUAAUAGGUGGGAAAACAGAAACUAACUAAAGAGAGAGGAAAGAUAUAAGGAGAGAGAUAAAAGGAACUUGUCAGCGCCAAAACAGAGGGAAGAAAAUAGGUGAAAUAUAGCCGUUUGGAAGAUGGAAGAAGAUGAAGCUGGAGCUGGAGCAAGUGUUGAUGGAAAGAUGAUCUCCAUUGAGCAAGAGGAUGUUGAUUUAGUUGAAAUAAAUGGAGACAUGUAUGUGGGAGAUGUUCUUGUGGAAGGCAUAGAUGAAGUGCAAGGCAACGAGAUUGUUGCUUUAACUCAUACUGGGAAGGUGAGUGGGUGCAAAAUAGGGGCAAAUGAGGUUGUUCCUGCACCGUUUGUGGGCAUGGUAUUCCCUAACUUGGAAGCGGUGGAUAGUUUUUAUAAAAAUAUGGGAAGCAGGAAGGAUUUGGGGUUGUGCGUUCGGGUGGGGCAUAUAGAAGAAAAGCAGGUUGUGAAGAAAGGAAGAGGCGUAAUACAACAUGGACUUGUGAAUGUUAUGGUAGGCCGGCUAGGAGGAAACGGGUAAACGGGCGUAGGGUGGUGACAGAUUCUGUGAUUGAUGAUGAUUUAGAUACGAAGAAGUCAAAGAAAUGUGAUUGUACUGCCAUGAUGUAUGCUACUUGUAAUGAGAAGGGGAGUGGGAAGUUAAGAAAGUUAUAAAUGAACAU
Molecule: messenger RNA, 709 nt
Organism: Beta vulgaris subsp. vulgaris (sugar beet)
Lineage: Eukaryota; Viridiplantae; Streptophyta; Magnoliopsida; Caryophyllales; Amaranthaceae
Exons: 2
Coding region: 154-567 (137 amino acids)
Source: RefSeq, a predicted model, not a curated record